Triticum dicoccoides is the source of this 1756-nucleotide messenger RNA. RefSeq names its product putative receptor-like protein kinase At4g00960. Gene Ontology annotation, biological process: protein phosphorylation. The transcript is spliced from 9 exons. The annotation marks the transcript as partial. The record is from RefSeq and is a predicted model, not a curated record. Gene Ontology annotation, molecular function: protein kinase activity; ATP binding. NCBI's taxonomy places the organism in Eukaryota, Viridiplantae, Streptophyta, Magnoliopsida, Poales, Poaceae.
AUAGAUGAACCAUGUUCUCUUGUUUGGCACACAUGUUACGACAUAAUUAAGGGACUGUGUGAGGGUUUACAUUACCUUCACAAAGGAUUCGAGUAUCCUAUUUACCAUCUGGAAUUGAAACCUACAAAAGUUUUGCUGGAUAAGGACAUGAUGCCCAAAAUUGGAGGUUUUGGUUUCUCUAGGCUCUUUGAUUCAAUAGAAACCUCCAACACAUCAGAAGUUGCAGAAACAAGAGUAUACAUGCCGCCAGAAUACAUCAGUAAACGGCAAAUCACACCAAAGUUUGAUGUAUUCAGUCUGGGCAUUAUAAUCUUGCAAAUAAUGGCAGGAAAGGAGAGCUACACCAAAUGUUUAGAUACUUCCCCCGAAGUAUUUACUGAGCUUGUAUAUGAAUUCUGGGUAAAUAGGAUGCAGGGCGCAAUAUCGAAGCAUACUUCACAUGAAGUUAGAACAUGCGUCGAAAUAGCUCUAAAAUGUGUCGAGUUCAGUCGAGAGAAGAGGCCUACUAUACACGAGAUCAUACAGAAACUGAAUAAGAUUGAUAUUGUCGAGUGCUCAUCUAUAGGUCAGCUAUAUAGAACAAAGGAGUUUCCAUUCGAGUUCUUAGAAAAUAUUACAAAUGGUUUUUCUGAGCAAAACAUAGUUGGCCGUGGUGGAUAUGGAGUUAUUUACAAGGGAGUGCUGGACAAUGGAGAAGAGGUUGCUGUUAAGAAACUUCGUCAAAUGGUGUGGAUUGAUGAUGAACAACUUAAGAAUGAGCUUAAUAAUCUAAUGAGGGUCCAACACAAAAAUAUUGUACGGUUAGUUGGCUACUGCCGCCAUACAUCACAGAUAUUUGUUGUGUAUAAGGGAAAACAUGUUUCUGCUAGUGUGGUAGAAAGAGCAAUUUGUUUGGAAUACGUGCAGGGUGGAAGCCUUGAGAAUCAGCUUUCUGCUGAAUACUGCAGACUUGAUUGGGACAAAUGUUACACAAUAAUAAAAGGAAUAUGUGAGGGUUUACAUUACCUUCAUAAUGCUGAUACUCCUAUUUACUAUCUGGACUUAAAACCAGCAAACAUUUUGUUGGAUAAGGAUAUGGCGGCAAAAAUUGGUGAUUUCGGUUUGUCAAGACUUUUUGAUUCAGCACAAACCUAUAUGACACAAUCCCAAGAUAUUAAAGGAACACGUGGAUACAUGCCACCAGAAUACAUCAACAGACAGAAAAUCAGUCCGAAGUUUGACGUAUUUAGUCUCGGGGUCAUAAUCAUACAAAUAAUGGCAGGAAAGGAGGGCUACUUCACUUUACCAUACACCGGUCCGAAAGAAUUUAUUAAGAAUGUACGUGAAAACUGGCGAAUGAAGGUGCAGGCAACAAUGUCGCCCCAUGCAUCUGAAGAAGUGAGGACAUGCAUCGAAAUAGCGUUGAAAUGUGUGGAAGAUGACCGAACGCGGAGGCCUACAAUAGCCCAGAUUGUUAAUGAACUAAGUAACAUUGGUGUUGCUAAAAGUUCACCCGUUAGUCAGGGGGCGAACAAGCUGACUGUGUUGAAGACCUUGUUAUCAUCUACUCACUUCAAAUAUUGGUUGUUCCUCUUUGUCGCAGUGAUUUCCAUGUUUUUCGCAUGGGCGAAAUUCUGUCCAGAUUCAUGGUGGCAAGGCAUUACAAGGAGGACGUAAACCACAGCACCUACUGGAUGCCUUCAUCUACACGCCAAGAAAGGCGGUAGCAGGGAGAAUAGUUUCUGUACAAGAGCUGUUAGUGUGAUUUCCAUAUUAG